AUGGAGGAGGGAAGUGACUGUAUUGGGAGGGUAUAUAUAGACCGUGUACGAUCCUGUUUGAAUAAAAUCGAGUCACUGUUGACUGGAACUACUGCUAUAUCUACCGAGUACUCUAUCAAGAUUCUUUCCAAACUAUACAAAGCAAACCAAAGAACAACCACAAACAUUCCUCUCCAUCAACCAACUUUCCCAAAGACCUCCUCUUCAAGAGAAACAAUGGCCUUCAAAUCUCCCAAGUCAACCAUCACCGUCUCAGACGACGCGGCAUCAACCCACUCCUACCUUUCCACAACAACAACCCUAAAGGGCACCGACGCCGAACCCACCAAGAAGAAAUGGCUCUCCCUAAAGAAGACAGAGAAGACGGGCACCUCCACACCAAAGAACACCGCACGUGCCGAGAAAGCGCUACACUAUGAGGCCAUGGCUUUUUACCUUGGGCAUCGGUGA
Molecule: messenger RNA, 450 nt
Organism: Aspergillus oryzae RIB40
Lineage: Eukaryota; Fungi; Ascomycota; Eurotiomycetes; Eurotiales; Aspergillaceae
Exons: 2
Coding region: 1-450 (149 amino acids)
Source: RefSeq, a predicted model, not a curated record